UUAACAGCGUGACCUUGGCUGCAAGAGGAAAAUGAACUGCUACCAGGCAAAAAACAUCCAACAGUAGAUGUUUGGAGUUUUAACAGACCUGUGAGACGACGGGGUCAUAUAAAGAAAGCCCCGGGCAGCAGCAAGUGUCUGUCUGCCCUUGAAGCAAGAGACAUCUGACAGUGAUGCACCGCCACCGCCGCGGCCGCGGCUCCGGUGAUACGUUACUAAGAUCCCGCUUCGCCUCCGCCGCUACUUACCGAUCAUGCUGCUGUCUCCCCAGGCAGAGAGGAACUGGCAGGACCUGUGCUCUGUGCUUGAAGAGUUGUUGGAGAGCCAGUCCCACAGGAAGCUGUUUGCCUUAGAACUGGGCUCUGGAACGGGACAGCACAUCAUUCGCUUCGGCCAGAAGAUGCCCUUUGUUACAUGGCAGCCAUCAGACAUCAAAAAGGAGUCUCGGGACAGUAUCAAAGCAUACAUCGCCGCAACCAAUGCGAAGACAGUGCUGCAGCCUGUCCACCUGGAUGCCAGUGACACGUGGGAUAAGUGGGCGGGCCUGUCUCACAGCUCCUGCGAUGUAGUGAUAGCCAUUAACUUACUGCAGUACAGCUCGUUCAAAACAGCACAGGGUGUUUUCAAUGGAGCAGGUCAGAUCCUCAGACAAAACGGCCUUCUGAUUACGUAUGGGGUAUACGCUAUGAAUGGCACCAUUACACCAAGUUGCAAUGCACAACUGGACGCAGAACUUCGAAAAUUGAAUCCAGAGUGGGGCCUUCCAGACAUUGAUGUACUGAGACAACUGGCCUAUAGCAACGGGAUGCGUCUGGAGAGGAUGAUUGAGAUGGAGGAAUACUACAAAUGCCUCAUCUUCAGAAAACUUUAAAAAAAAAAAGAACAAAUAAAAACGUUGU
This is a messenger RNA of Betta splendens (Siamese fighting fish), 899 nucleotides long. RefSeq names its product methyltransferase-like 26 B. The transcript is spliced from 8 exons. The coding region runs from base 254 to 871 and encodes 205 amino acids. Lineage: Eukaryota; Metazoa; Chordata; Actinopteri; Anabantiformes; Osphronemidae. The record is from RefSeq and is a predicted model, not a curated record.